AAGACACGUUUCUCUUCAUAAGACCUUUCUGGAAGGGAGGAGCAAGCAGCAAGCCUUACCCCCAACCCUAACCCUAACUUCCAACCUUCAUCUCUUCCUCUGCUUCUUCCUUCAGAUUUAUCCUUACAGUCAAUUAUUACUGGAUUUGGGGUAGAUUGCUGCUACCGGGUGUCUGCUCUUUCACAUAUAAGAUGCACUUCCGGUCAUCAUUUUAUCAAAAUGCAGUUUUUGAGUUGGUUUUUGAAUAUAAAUGGACACGAAACGGUUUAUCCAGCUGGUUGAGGAGAAGAAGAAGAAAAUUAUGGAGAGGAAGGAAGCUCCUUUGAAAUGGGAGCAGAAGCUGGAAGCUGCUGCUAAGGCCAAGGCUGAUGCUGAAGCUAAAGAGAGGAAGCUGAAGGCUUCAAAGCAUAAAAAAAGAUCAGGCUCUGAUGAUGACAGUGAUUAUGACAGUGAUGAUGAGAGUAGAAAGACAAGUAAAAGAUCUCAUAGGAAGCACAGGAAGCAUUCUCACUAUGACUCCGGUGAACAUGAGAAAAGGAAAGAGAAAAGUACCAAACAUAAAACUAAGAAAUGGUCAGAGUCUAGUGAUUUCAGUAGUGAUGAUUCUGAGAGUAGUUCUGAGGAGGAGCAGAGAAGAAAGAAGAAGCAAAGCAAGAAGCUGAGGGAUCGAGGUUCAAGAUCAGAUUCCAGUGACUCUGAUUUUAGUGCUGAUGAAGUCAGCAAGAGAAGAAGGCAGCACAAACGGCAACGCCCAUCAAAAUCUAGUGAAUCAGACUUCUCUGCUGAUGAAGGAGAUAGUCUGGCUCGAAAAAGAAAUCAUGGAAAGCAUAGUAAACGCCAUCGACGAACAGAAUCUUGUGAAUCUGACUUGUCAAGUGAUCAAAGUGAUGAUGCUCCCCGUAAGAAGGGCCACAGGAAGCACCAUAAACAUCACAAGCGAUCACAUAAUGUGGAGCCUAGGUCAUCUGAUUCUGAUUAUCACAGUCAUGGCCGAAGAAGCAGAUCAAAGUCAUCUGAAGAAAAUUCUGAAGAAGAAAGCAAAAAGUUAAUGCAUAAAAAGUCUAGUCACCAUCACCAUCAUCGCCGUCACCACCAUCACAACCACAAACAUAGGCACCACUUGGACGAUGAGAGAAAUCACAUGAAGCAGCACUCCCCAAGAUCCAAUGGAAAGCAUGACGAGGAGUUAGACAAAACUGAAACCGAGAAGGAUGGUGGUCAUCAUGAAACUGAAAAUAAUGAUCAAAUUGUUUGACUUUUAGAAUCUGUUAUGUUAUCUGUUUAUCGUGGUUCUUUACUGGAAUUGGCAGGUGACUCUGAUAUUCAAAUUAAAGUUAGAGGAACAAUUUCAUUAUUUGUGUUGAAUGUAAUAUUGUGGGCAGUUAUAUACUGUUGAAACUUCGCUUGGCUCGUUGUUGGACGGUGACAUUAAUUUGAUCCUUAUUCAGCUAUAAAUAGUUGCAUUCGAAAGUUACAAAAAGAAUACUCGAGUUGCAGGUUGCAUGGCCAAGUUAGCUUGUUAUUGAUUUUUUUUUUUGUUUUGCACAACUUAUUAGUACAGAAGGUAUAUAUUUGCAUGGAAGACUUCCGUGUGGUUGUGAGCAGAUUGUUAGAUGAUCUCACUAGUUAUUUUGCGUAAUGGAGUUUUGUUGUUUGUUUGCCCU
Cajanus cajan (pigeon pea) is the source of this 1664-nucleotide messenger RNA. RefSeq names its product FAM133-like protein. NCBI's taxonomy places the organism in Eukaryota, Viridiplantae, Streptophyta, Magnoliopsida, Fabales, Fabaceae. The record is from RefSeq and is a predicted model, not a curated record.